Messenger RNA from Halichondria panicea, 1262 nucleotides. RefSeq names its product dapdiamide synthesis protein DdaC-like. Bases 66 to 1166 code for a protein of 366 amino acids. The record is from RefSeq and is a predicted model, not a curated record. The transcript has 6 exons. NCBI's taxonomy places the organism in Eukaryota, Metazoa, Porifera, Demospongiae, Suberitida, Halichondriidae. Gene Ontology annotation, molecular function: oxidoreductase activity.
GCUCCACUGGCAGUGCUCAGAGUGUGGGGAACUCCCUCGAGCUCUACUCUGAUCUGUGCUUGAAAAUGGCUACUCUCGACUUAGAAGCUGUGAAUGUUCUCUCUGACAGUCCUGAAGGUCCCCUGCCCCUCAAGAUACGGGCCAAGGGUGAUAAUAACUCAGUGGUGUUCCUCAAAGAGUGGGUAGCAACCAACAAAGACUGGCUGGAUCAAAAACUACUAGAGCACGGGGCCAUUCUUUUCCAAGGGUUCAAAGUGAGAGAGGCGAUCGACUUCCAGGAGGUGCUCCAACAGUACAACCCACAACUCUCAGAUGAGUACAGGGGGACAUCACCACGAAAACUACAGCCUGGAACACAGUACGUGUUCUCGGCCAGUGAGCUCCCCUCGUUCUUCCCCAUCCCCCAACACCUUGAGAUGGCGUUCCUGCCUGCUCCCCCUCGGACACUGUUCUUCUGCUGUCUGGAGGCACCCACCUCGGCCGGAGGGGAGACCUGUCUAGCUGACUUUGGAAAGGUCUAUCAGCAACUUAAACCUGAAGUCAGGCAAAAGUUUGAGGAGAAUGGGGUGAUGUACAUUCGUAACUAUUCUCGCCACAAGAAGCUUAUCGGUGACCCCACAAGCCUCAAGGGCUGGCAGGACGUGUUUGGGACCUGUGACAAAGCCGAGGUGGAGAGUGAGCUGAGGAAGAGUAAGUUAGAUUUCACCUGGUCUAAGGGAGACCAUCUCCACCUAGUGGGUAGGGAAUCAGCAGUGGAACCACACCCAGUCACCGGGGAGAAGGUCUGGUUCAACCAUGCACAGUCAUUCCACGCUGCCAACAUCCCUGGUGACUUUGCUCACAUUUACAAGCGUUUUGGCUCGCUUAAGUACUGGCUCCUUUACUGGCUCACAUGUCUACUCAAGUUCAUUCUCCUCACAUUUCUUGCCCCAAACAAAGUCGGUUUCCACACCUGCUAUGGAGAUGGUACAGAGAUACCAGACGCUCAUCUCGACCACGUUAGAGACACGGUGUGGAGGAACCUGGUAUUCAAUCGCUGGGAGCAGGGAGACGUGCUUAUGAUAGACAACUUCAGAGUAUCUCACGGGAGACAGCCCUACUCUGGUAAGAGGAAAGUUGUUGUGUCCUGGUCCCAGCCAUACCUCAAACAAAGUCACAGAACAUGACCUAGCUGAACUGUUUGUGUGUGUGUUCUCUACAACCAUGACUGCGUGUGUGUGACUGCGUGUGUGUGCUUUCAUUAUAUCUUUUUGCAUAUGGAA